Messenger RNA from Zeugodacus cucurbitae (melon fly), 3028 nucleotides. RefSeq names its product G-protein coupled receptor Mth2 (gene mthl15). Lineage: Eukaryota; Metazoa; Arthropoda; Insecta; Diptera; Tephritidae. The record is from RefSeq and is a predicted model, not a curated record. The transcript is spliced from 8 exons. Gene Ontology annotation, molecular function: G protein-coupled receptor activity. The coding region runs from base 543 to 2750 and encodes 735 amino acids. Gene Ontology annotation, biological process: G protein-coupled receptor signaling pathway; cell surface receptor signaling pathway. Gene Ontology annotation, cellular component: membrane.
AAUGAGCCAGUCAGUUUAUUGAGAGUCGCGAACGUGUAAAGACAUAGACCGGCCGUGUCUUCGUCGUAUGGUAGUACGUAUACAAGCGGAACGGAACGUCUUCGAGUGCUUCCGGUCGAUUUGAAUGGUCGUGAUUGUUUUUAGUAAUAACAGUAAAAAAAAUUGCGAAUAUUUCUGUUUUUAUUGUUGUUGUGCUUAAUGCUGUUUCGUUGUAUCGGUGUAAAAUGGCAAUUUGAAAAAAAUAAACGAUCGUUGGUAGCUGGCAGCACAGUUGUGUUAUGUUGUGAAAUUUCAAUUGUUGACGCCGUCGGUGUGUGUUAUCUUAAAACAAGGCACUGAUCCUCAAGCGAUCGAUUAUAAUAAAUAUUCUUGGUGUUUCUUUUGCUUUACAAAACGAGUGAUUUUAUUGCGAGUAUAACGACAGCUUUGAAAUUUCGCUCCACGCUGAUAAAAUGUGUAAAGUGUAAACUAUUAGAUAAGUCAUUCAAAAGCCAUUUAUUACUAAGACCCAAGGCGCUCUCAACGAACACGAUCGCUGUUUAAUGUCUUUGCUUGUGUUCUACUUACUCAUCGCGGCCGGCAGACAUAUCGCAAGCGUGCAAGGAGAAAAUGAGACGCGUCUAGCAGCUGAGCGUCGACUGUACAGCGCGCCAAUAUGUUGUCCGCUAGCUUGGUCACUAGUCAAGAUCAAUAUGGGCUUCUUUCGACCCGAAAUUUACGAAUGCCGCAAUCUGCUGCAAGGCGUUGCUGACAACGGCACUAAUAGAGGUGAAAGUAGUGUUGACGUUUUUGAACGCACCACGCCGGUGUACGGUUACCGCAUACAGUCACCCGCCUUGGAUGAGGGUGGCAAUUAUAGCGGUGCGGUGCCGCAAUGUAAUCGACAGACAUUCGCCUUCCUCACGGGCGAUUGCGAGGUGGAGUUGCCGUCAAGCGCGUGUCUCACAAGUGUCGAUAGCCGUUUGGCGGCGGUCUAUUGUCCACCAACGCGCGGCGAACCGCUGCAAACGCUCAGCGUGGUGCACAAGUGUUGUCCGCUGCAUUAUGCUUACGAUGCUGGCUUACAGAAAUGUGUUAAGCGCGUGGGCGCAGCGAAUUUCGGACGCUACGGCAUAUUGUUGCAACAAUGGGCGAUCUUCGUGGAUGAUAGGUUGACGUGUCCGCAAGACAUGGUGCUGGUGGAGUAUCAGUUGAGUGGCAAGGAAGUGAAAUUCAUCGAUGGCAAAGUGGCCAUUACCAUACGCGGCGAGUGGAAAAAAUUCAAACAGUCCGAAUACUGCAUGGAGGUGAUUGAGAAUGCAGCCGAUUGGAGUGAUUUCGCCGAGCAACGGUAUAUAGUGCGUACGUGUCAGCCGCGACGCGUGUGUCAGGGCUUGGCCUGCAUACGUCGCUGUUGUGCCGAUGGUGAAUUCUUUACGAAAGGCAAUAGAACUUCCUAUUGCAAACGCGACGAGUCGGAUGUUAGUUUUCAUAGUUUCGAGAGUCUGCAGAUUACUGGCAACUUCACAAAACCCGCAGUGUUUGGUAUUCUACGCGGUUUGGAUUGUCAGCGUUUCCUUCUAAAUCCCGACCUGUAUAGCUCCGAUGCGCACAUUAUUAACUCGAAUGAUGGUUCACUUUACGUUGCCUCCAGCACGAAGAACUACACGAACAACCAAUAUUGUGUGGAGAAGAUACGGAAUUCGACAUUUGGCGAACAGAAGCUCUACACAUUCCUGUGUUUCGACUCGAAAGUGGUUGGCAAUGAGAAGAUACGCUUCAAAAUGUAUCCCAUCGGAUUGUUGAUCUCCUGCUCGUUCUAUGCCCUAACACUGAGCGUGUACAUGUCCAUUUCGCGAUUACGCAAUUUGCCGGGGAAAAUUUUAAUCUGUUUAGUGAGUAAUUUAUUUGCGGCUUAUUUGGGCAUUGCAUUGGGUCAACUUAUACCGACCAACAACGACAAUAUGUGCUUCAUCUCAGGAUAUUUCAUAUAUUUUUGCCUCAUGGCUGCAUUUGCUUGGAUGAAUGUGAUGUGCUUCGAUAUAUGGCAGACGUUUGGUUCCGCAAAAAAGAAACGCGGUUUCCAGACAAAGGAUACCGGACGCUUUCUGCUCUACUCACUUUACGGCUGGGGGCUACCUACACUCAUGACGACCAUUACAGUGUCACUGGCCAAAUCGGAUUUUCUGAGCGAGAAUUUACGUCCGAACUUUAAGCAAGGACGCUGCUGGUUCACCUAUGGCACUUUUGCUUCGGCUAAUCUACUCUUCUUCUCCGGACCAAUUGGUGUGCUUUCACUCAUCAACUUUGUGCUCUUCCUACUGACGCUACGUUAUUGUAAUCGCGUGAAACGUGAAAUUUUCCGCAUGCAAAGUUCAAAUGUCGAAAAGCCGAUUAUGCGACGACGUUUCUUCGUGGAUAAGGCGCGUUUCGCAAUGAAUACGAAACUCUUCAUUGUUAUGGGCAUCACGUGGUUCAUGGAAAUAUUGAGCAUUGUGCUAUAUGAUCGCAAGAAAAUGUUCUUUUGGGUCGUUAGCGACUCGUUCAAUGUGCUCUUGGGUGUUUUUGUCUUCUUCAUAUUCGUCUUCAAGAAGCGCAUCUGGCAUGCAAUACUCUUCAAAUUAGGCUUCCGUUCCAAUGACAGCCUGAAAACGCUACCUCCAGCCACCUGCGCCACACAGUCCACCUAUGCGACGCAGAGUCUCUCGAUGACGCGCCUAAAUGGCAUCGAAGGCAAUCUGUCAUUGCUUUGUAAUGCGGCAAAGAAUUAGCAUAAGUCAUUUGUUGUACGACCGCCUUCCACUCAUUAAUGUAUUUGUAUUGUGUAUUUGUAAUAUAUGUAAUAUUUGUAUAUAAGUUUUUUACGCUUUCGAGGUGUGCUAAAUAGCUUUUUGGCACGAACAACAGAUUCGCAAUUUUCGCGCGCACAAACAUACAUAUGCCUAUGUAUGCGUGUGUGUGUGUAUGUAUGUUAUUUCAUUAGCGUUACUCUUGUUUGUAAGCUAUUUAUUUAUUUACCAUUAAAAGCCACAUUUAAAUUUAUAUUGAA